AUGAAUGAUACCAUAGGCUAUGCUACGUAUCAACAGCAGUACAACUCAACAUCGUCGUCCACAUCCUAUCAGACCAAUGACACUAUAUCCAUUGUAUUGUUCUUUUCCAUCAUAGCAUUGCUGCUGCUGUCGUUUGUGCUGUACUUUUGGUAUACAGAGAGACACAAGAUACCCAUCGAUCAGAGAGGAGAUCAGGCAGUGGGGCAGCAACAAGAGAUCUACUUGCUGGUCGACAACAUUUCAAGCCAAGUGAAGACCACCUUUAAAAUACCCAUCUUUACACUGAUACUCGUGCUAUGGAAGAAAUACACGGGCAAAACAGCAACUGUCAUGGAAUCUACAGCUACCGUCGCUGCUUUGGACAGGAACCCUCAUAUAAAUGCAACUACUGCAGCAAUCAAUACCAAUACCACGGCUCCAUUAGCAACAACAACCACAACAACAACGCCGCUAAUAUUGCAUGAACAUCAGCGCGUGUACCACUCGAAACUGUACCACUUGUUUUCUCUCUUGUUCAUCGUCAGUUUUGUCAUUGCACUGUCCAUCUUGAUAGGUGCUGUCAACUCGACCAUCGACGACCAUUCAUCCACACUGCUGCUGCAAGCUGCCUUGUUUGUGUUUGUGCUCUCCAUCAACCUGUAUCUGAUCACUCGACAACGAUGUUACUACAUGGAAAGACGAAAGCUGUUUGGCGAGAACGAUGCGCACAUCAAUGCCAUCUACGAUACACGGUUCUCUAACUGGGACAAGUCCAUGUGGUCAAAUUGGGUGCAGAUCACUAUCCUCAUCAUCGAGUUCUUUCAGCUCAUGACAUUUCCACUGAGGGAUUUGAUUACUGUCACGUCGCUCGUCAGUGAGGAUGAGUCCAACACACGUCAAACAGAGACAUCGCAGCUGAUCUCCUUUGUCCUUAAUGCAGGUGGUUUGAUGCCAGACAUGAGAACGCCUACCUGGUACACCUAUUCAUUGUGGACUGCAUUUACUGUAACAUGUGUCAGCCUGAUAUUAGGUCUCAUCAUACACGCUGUCAAUUACAAAUACCCCUACAAGCUGCCAACACGGUGGGUGCGAUGGUGUAUACCAGUUGCAACACUGCUCUAUAUACCCAUAUUGACUACAUUUGUCAGUUCAGCUGCUUGUCAAUCACUCAAUAUACCAACAAACGACUUUAGCGUGACACUACGCUGCAAUGCGCCAAGCAUAUCUCGCCAAUUAUACCUCUGGCUAUCCUUGUUUGGAUACAUCAUAGCCUACUUUCUGAUGACUAUAUUUUUGACCAGCUAUGAACGGGCGCCAACAAAAAACGAAAUUGCCUACAAGUCAAUUGGUGUUGCUUUUAUAAAAAACAUGGGCCUUUUACUGGCAAUUGUGUUUCUAUUGGUCGAAUCAACAACAAAUGUGAAUCGAAUGCGUGCUAUACUCUCAAUCGCCAUCUUACUAACUAUGAUUUGCUACAACAUCAAGACAAGGCCAUGCUAUGUGGACAAGGUCAAUUUCUUCAGAACAGCAUCUUUCACCUGUAUCUUGUGGACCUCGGCGCUCGUAGCAAUACUCAGUGAUACGAAUGCAGCACAGAGCUUGGGGCCCUUGACCGUCAUUUACAUCAUUAUAGGAGGCUGGAUAUUCAUCAUACUAUGCUUCGUCACUGUGUAUUUUAUCUACUAUAUUCAACCUCCAGAUCACGAAAUUCUCAGCAACUCAUUAAACGCAACCAUCGUAGAUCUCUCCUCAAAGUAUGACAGCACAAAUUACUGCGAACGCAAUGAUAUAGAGCGCUCUGAUCAACAAGAGACAGUAACGCUCGAUGAGAACCCUAGAGAUGGCAUACUUUCCAGAUGGUUUUCAUGGACAUCAACCGCAACUAACAAAGAAGCCAAUGUCACCAAUAGAUACUAUUAA
Molecule: messenger RNA, 1899 nt
Organism: Mucor velutinosus
Lineage: Eukaryota; Fungi; Mucoromycota; Mucoromycetes; Mucorales; Mucoraceae
Product: Protein ccc1
Exons: 4
Coding region: 1-1899 (632 amino acids)
Source: RefSeq, a predicted model, not a curated record